Molecule: messenger RNA, 753 nt
Organism: Hibiscus syriacus
Lineage: Eukaryota; Viridiplantae; Streptophyta; Magnoliopsida; Malvales; Malvaceae
Product: zinc finger protein ZAT1-like
Exons: 2
Coding region: 1-753 (250 amino acids)
Source: RefSeq, a predicted model, not a curated record
AUGAACAAUGAGAAUCGUGCUGAAGCAGAGGGAAGAGCUGAAAUCUCCUCCAUGAACAAGCUUCUCUCCACAUUUAAUGCAACUUAUGAUCUGAGGGGAAAUCCCAAGAAAAGCAAGAGAUUUUCUGAUGAAUCAGGCAAUGGCAACACUUUGCUAAGAGAGAUGAUGAUUUGCAAAGAAUGUGGUAAGGGUUUCCAGUCACGGAAAGCACUCUGUGGUCAUAUGGCUUGUCACUCUGAGAAAGAAAGGGUCUUCCAGAGAUUUGAGGAUCAUUGUGAUGAUCAAUCAGACACUGAAACAUCAACAAGAAUGAUGAGGAGAUCCAAAAGAACAAGGUGCAAAAAUCCCAUCAGUUCAAUUUCUAUGCCAAUUGGUUCAUCAUCUGUGACAGGGAUUGAGGAUCAGCAUGAACAAGAAGAGGCUGCUGCUAAAUCAUCUGUUGAGAAACAAAGGGAAACCAAGCUAAAAUCUGCCGAGUCUGGACCCAAGAAAGUGAAGUCAAGAGCUGGCGCUGAGGAUGUGAGUAAAUCAAAGUUAGGGUCAAAGAGGAAGAAAGGGCAUGAGUGCCCUUUUUGUUUCAGGAUUUUCAAGUCGGGCCAGGCUUUGGGAGGUCACAAAAGGUCACAUUUUGUUGGAGAUCCAGAGGACACAACAUUGCUCAUCAAACAAGACUCACCGGAGAUGCCAUUGCCACCUCUAAUUGACCUUAACCUCCCAGCUCCCGGUGAAGAAGAUGCAAUUUACAGUGUAUAA